Messenger RNA from Daktulosphaira vitifoliae (grape phylloxera), 1382 nucleotides. RefSeq lists its product as uncharacterized. Bases 111 to 1292 code for a protein of 393 amino acids. The record is from RefSeq and is a predicted model, not a curated record. NCBI's taxonomy places the organism in Eukaryota, Metazoa, Arthropoda, Insecta, Hemiptera, Phylloxeridae. The transcript is spliced from 3 exons.
UAAUUCAACAUUUUUUAGUUAGUAUAUAGUUUAUUUCAAAACUGUUUAAUUUUAAUUGAUAAAAUAUUGUGAAUUUUAAAAAUUGUUAAAUAUUCUCUUAAAAUAAUAAUAUGUUACUCAAUAAAUGGAAAUUAAUAAUUUGUUUUAUUCAAGCAAUCAACCAAUCAAUAUGUGUUGAUCUAAAUAACAUUACAGCUGAGGACAUAGACACUCUUGUAAAGGAAUACAAAGAUAUGAAAAGUGUCAAGCUUUUAAAACAUCCUUAUUAUAUAAAAUCACGCAAUGAGGAUAACUUUUGUCCUGUACCUUGGAGUCAUGCAGUACAUUGUGAAGAAGUUCCUUAUGAAGGCAUAGAAAUAGUAAACAAAAAAUUGACAGAUGUGGUUCAAAGAUGUAGGCGCAAAAGAAAAUUUAAAUUGGGGUAUACGAUUUAUUUGAACGCUAUUGAAAGUAUAGCCUUUACAUAUAUGUAUCGGUUCUGCGAGUUUGCUAUAGAAAUGAAUCAAAGAUGUGUUGAAAUAUCAUUUUACUUAAAAGUAUUUAGUGAUACACUUCAUAAAAUUAUAUCGAUAAUUAAUAGAGAAUGGAUUUCUCCUAAACCUCAUGAAUGUAUUUUAGAUGUUUACGAAAAUCACAAAUCUGAGGAAAACAAAUUUAACGAAGAAAACGAAAAUUACAGAAAUGAUUUAUUACGCUGUAUGAAUUUAAUGAAAGAUAAAGUGCACUUUUUAAGAGAACCUAAAGAUGAAACAAUAAAUACAAUGACCAUAAGCCAAUUAGAACACUACAAUAAUAUGAGUUAUAACUAUAUAACUUAUCACUUGACUUUAGAUAAAUAUUCUUCUCCUUUGAAACAUAUAACUGGAGACAAAAAUCAAACCUCAUGUAUUAUAUGUGAGACAGAACACAGUGGUACGAUUUGGCAUAUUUACUUUUUUUCACCGUGUGGACAUGGCUGGUGCUGUGACGAGUGUUUUGGCGAUAUUGAAGCUUGUCCUAUAUGUAAUGAAUUGAUUACAAGUACUCCAAAACUAGAUAUACGAACAUCUGUGUCAAUAGUUACUGAAAAAUAUAAGUGGUUACCGCCAAGAUGUAUCCUAGAUGGACGAGAAGCGCGUUGUGUAAAGUGUCGCAGUCAAAUAAAUCAUUCAAACAGACACAUAAUGAUACCAUGUAGUCAUGGUUGGUAUUGUGAAAAUUGCAUUGAGGACGAAAAGUGUUCAAUAUGUUCCAAGAAAAAAACAGAUAAAUUGCGUAUAAUAUUAAAAAACAAUGAAUUGCAUUCAAAUUAAUCCGUGUUCAUUAUGGCGCAUUGGUACUACAGAUACAUUGUGUGUAAAUUUGUAAAACAAUGAAUAAAUCUAUUAAUGUUAUAUCUUUAA